Paramuricea clavata is the source of this 13116-nucleotide messenger RNA. NCBI's taxonomy places the organism in Eukaryota, Metazoa, Cnidaria, Anthozoa, Malacalcyonacea, Plexauridae. The record is from the annotation of a GenBank genome assembly.
AAUUUACUGCCGAAAUCAACGAAAGAUUUUGGCUCAAAACGCUACUGGGACAGUUUUUUUGAGAAACGUAAAGAUGCUUUUGAAUGGUAUGGAGAAUAUUCCGACCUAUGUGGUGUACUUCAUAAAUACUGUAAGCCUAAAGAUCGAGUACUAGUUGCAGGUAUAUAAAGAGUACUAAUUUAUUUUAUAAUAAUUAACAAUGUAUUUGGAAGUUGUGAUGUGGGGUGUAUAUUACCAAAUCAAAUAUGGCCAUCACUGGCCAUGGGUGCAUGGUGGGAUGUUAACAACAAACACAAGUAAGAAACUAGUGAUUGACUGAUUGUGCAGCAAUCGGAAAUUACCUAUUAUUCAUGGCACAAUCUACCCGAUGUGGAUACCGAUUUUAUAAUGACUUCAAUAAUUGAAGUCACUUCAUAAUAUCAGUUGACCCAGUAAAGUUGACGUCAUUCAUGUCGUCGUCAUUCAUUACUGCAACCAAAUAUCAUUGAAACUAGGGGUGAGCCGAUGUCUAAAAAAAGCCGAUUACCGAUACCGAUUGUUAACAGCCGAUAUUUACCCACCAUCGGCCGAUUAAUCGGCAAAACCGAUGGUCAUCUUAAUUUUUUUACUAAUGUAUCCUCUCGUCAAAAGACUAAAAAAAUGCAGCAACAGGAAGCGAUAUUUUUAACACUGAUUCUGAAAUCCACAGCGUGCUACGUACUGACUGGUCAACGGAAGUUACGGAACACAAUAAUUUAAUUAAUUAAUAAAUCUUGCAGAAAUGCCAGAAAAGUGAGAAAACAACUAUGAAAAAAUGCGGGAAAUUGGUAAACAUAGUGUUUCCACUUUCGUUUCGAUAAUUGUUUCCACACCAAAUAUUUGAAUUUCAUUUUUUUAUAACACUGCUGACCAUACAAAUGGUGGAAGACAAUGGCCGAUUGUGAAAGACUAGGUUUUGCCGAUGUUUUGCCGAUGAUCGGCUCACCUCUAAUUGAAACCGUUAAUAAAUGGCAUGCUUUACACAUUAAUUUAACAUAUUGUGUUAAAAAACAAUGUGUAUCAAUCUGCAAUGCAUAUUUUCUCAACAAUCGGUUUUAGACAAUUAUCGAUAAUUCUACCGAUUCCAAUUGUCUACUGAUAAGACAAAAAUCGAAUCAAAGGGGUGCCGUUUACCUGUCAAUCACUAUACAGGGUUCGUACGGGUCCUGGAAAACCUGGAAAGUCAUGGAAUUUCAACAUUCCAAAAUCCAGGCCUGGAAAUCCCGGAAAAUCAAUGUUAGUCAUGGAAAGUCAUGGAAAAUUGAAAUUUUACAUAACAUUAACAAAGUAUUUUUAUAAUUACUUAUUUCAAUUUACCUGUCAUAACAAUAAUAUGAAUUGUUGUUGUAUAACGAAUUUUUGCAAGAGCGAAGUGAAUUUUGUUCUUUUAUUAUAUCUGUUAUCGUUAAAAUAUUAACGAAUUUCAGAAAUUCCAGUCUUCCAGGUCAUGGAUUUUGGAAAAAAUGGUCAUGGAAAGUUGUGGAAAAGUCAUGGAAUUUUAAAUGGGAGAAAGUGUGAAACCACUACUGAGUUUGUUGGUGUAUUGCCUGACCUACUAGUACUUAGUCUCCUGGAUUUUGGAGGCAUCUCCUACAUGAAGACAAUUUGAAAAAAUCCCCUCAUUACAUGUCUUUUAAUACUUGCAACGAUGAAGUGUUGGGAGUGCUUUUAAUGCAGUCCAUUUAGUGAUGUCCGUUAAUGUUCAUUAUAUUGGCUCAAUAUAUUAAUUCACACAAUAACCCUUAUACAAUGUAGCCUGCGAACAGGCUCUCAAGCUGAAUUGAGAGCCUGCAUCAAUGACUAAUGAAUUUGAAUAUCUGCGUCUGAAAUCGUGACGCGAAAUUCUCAUUGGUCAGAUGCUAUAAUUUAUAUUAUUCCGCUGAGCUCUAUAUAUGUCAACUGCUCUAUGCACAAAAAAACACAUUAACUGAUCAAAUUGGUCUUGGCCAUCUUAUCUCAAAGCACGAAAUGUUCUGUUUUGAGAAAACAGUAUUUAAAACAUUUAAACUUUUGCUUCAAUAUCCUAUAUUUCGAAAAACAGUAUAAACUGUACAGUCUAAAUUUAGUUUGCAUGGUCUAAAUUUAGUUUGCACGAAAGUUGUAAACAACACCAUAUAAGGAUAGACAUUCCAUAUGUGGAAAAACGAACGUUACGGGGCAGAUAUUCAAAUUCAUUAGUCAUCGAUGCAGGCUCUCAAUUCAGCUUGAGAGCCUGUUCGCAGGCUAUAUACAAUGAGGAAACCCUUGUCAGGAUUCAUGCCUGUGGAUGGUGUCCAUGUCCUUUAUACAUGGCGAGUUGCUCAUGCACGGAUGCACCAUUAUGCACAUGUGUUUUGUAGCAUGUUGCAUGUCAAUUGCUGAUGUUAUUUAGGCCCUGACGAAAACAAACAAGCUUGACAAAAUUAUCAACAUUAGUUGGUGACCCAAGGCACUUUUUGUACACCAUGUGCACAAUGACUCAAUAUACACAUUUAUUUUUCAAUUUAACCCAUUAAGCUGCAGAGUUUCCCCAUUGACGAGUACAAUCGUCUGGCAUUAAACAGGUAAAAAAAAUAAGUAGGGCGCACUGUGGCACAUUGCGGCUGAAUUUAAUAACAGUAAUAUUUAUUGUUCUGGCAAAAAGUAGCCAAUCCAUAAAAUAAACUUAAAUAUGUCCCUGAACUAGUUUCUUCAUCAUGAAAAAGGUGCUUCACAACUAAAUAUACGUUGUUUUGAGGCAUGCAUUAAACAACUACAGUUAUAUUUAAUUUUGCCUAGUGACUUAAUGCUGUAUUGUAUUACAAAAGUCUUUCUUAAUAUAAAAAUAACCAAAAAUGAAAAUGGUCUUGAUAAUACAAAAAAAAAAUGUUAUCAAAGAAAAUGACAUUUUUGAGUGUUUUUUUAAAUAUUAAUAGCUACAAUCAUUGACAAAACAUAUUUGGGUAACUUGAAAAACUUUUUUUUCUGUGUUGGUGUAUUGUACUCAGGUGAAUAUGAUGCUUGUGAUGUUACUCUGAGUGUACAGGGUAUAUCCAUACCGGGCAAGCUUGAAAAAGGUCGUAGGUUCGAUUCCCACCGUGGACAGGCAUAUUUUUGAAAAACAUUGCUGCUUGCUAAUUUGUCAAGAAUUCAAUGAUUCCAAAUUAAAUGCAACAAAAUUUUAUUGUCUCGUUUGUGAAAGAACGUUUAAAAUUAUCUAGUAUAUGACUAUAAAAUAAUGUUACAGAUUUUUCAUAUCUGGCUUGAUUCUUGAAAUAUUUUGACUGAAAGCUUUGAGCUGUCUGUCAUCUUGGAUUUAUUUAAUGAGGACAUGCGUAUGAUUGGAAAUAAGUAGGCAAACAUAUUAGACAAACAUUAUUAGACAAACAUUAUAAGUAUUAACAUUUUUUGUGCCUUUUCUGGACGCCAUGUUAAUUUGUUGUUAUUCCAUGUUUAUUAUCUAAAGAACCUGUUUAAACUUAACAAUAAAAUACUUGAAAUUAUGGUGCCAUGACGAUGAUGGAAGACAACGUCUAAUAGCAUCAGGGAGAACACACAGAGCACAUUUAAGUUUAUAGAAGAAAAUUACGGAACUGAAAGAAGCAGAAGAUGAUCAAAACGAGCAACUUCAGCAGAAAGGCCAGAUACUAUCAGAACUGGACAAUAAGAUAUUUGAACUAUUCACAAAACCUGAAGAUUUGUAAGCGGAUAUAUUACUUAAUGUACAUCACUGUACAUCACUUAAUGAAUGGAAUCUUGAUGAGCUCCGAAAAGCAAUGUGCAGAGAAACCAACAUAUUGGAAGUAGGCGAAACGAAUCACCCAAAUGAAUUUUUUCCAGACCCACACACCGCAGUAUUUGCCAUUGGAAAUGACAAGACUCACCAACAAGCCCCGUCAAUCACCAUCUAGAUCAAUAAAACGAACAUGUGUUUACUGCAAAGGUUCCCAUAGUCCAAAUAACUGUGCUGUCAUAACUGACAAGAAACACGAACACAACAUGGUGCAAGAUUCCAAAUUAUGUUUCAAUUGUCGUAAUGAUAAUUACAUAGUGCCCCAGCGCAAGUCAAGAGGUCGGUGCAAAGCUUGUCAUCGCAAACAUCACACAGGCUUAUGUUCAGUAGAAAUUUCCCUACCUCCCUACUAUAAUAAACAAGACCCAACCCAAAGGUUCAAAACCAGUUAGUAUAAACACCAACCCAACAGGACACAUAGCAACACCCCCAACCAUUUCACCCACAAACAUUCCCACAAAAAUUCAACAUCUAAGUGAAAAUAAACACAAGUCGAGAUUGUUGAAUACAGCUAUGUACUGUAUCUCCCCCACUUGAGUACCAUGAGUCAAUAGUUAGUGCACGCAUUUUGCUUGACGAAGGGUCUCUUGACCAGUAGCGUAGCCAGGAAUGUGGGUCUAACAACUGAACGGGAGGAACCCUUUCCCUCUCCACAUUCGGUGGGACAACCACGUCAGUAAGAAGAGUUGAAGUAGGUACCAUCACAUCAACGUGCAAACUCCUGUUGAGAAAACAUUCCCAUUGAAGCUAUCAUUGUUCCCAAAAUGUCUGCUCUUUUACCAAAUUUUACCAGCGUUGACUUGCAUACAGCACUUUCAUUUGCACACCCAAUAAUGAAUGAACGCACCUUUGAAAUUGAUCUACUGAUUGGAACGGAUCAUUAUUAGGAUGUCGCUGAAGACGAAGUAAUUAAUUAAUGGUUCUGGUCCGACAGCGGCGAAGUCAAAGAUUGGUUAUCUCCUGUCAACAAGAUGGUCACAUCUCUGGGGUUGCUAGCAGCCAAGUUGGUCCAUUUCUCCAGAUUUCUGAUGCAUACAGUUGAUGGAUGGUGAUACCUGAGGUUAGUAAAUCUGAGGGGUUAUCUUCUGUGCGACAGUAUAUUCAGUUAUCAAUAGAUGUGAGAGUUUUGAUUUCUGCAACCCGGCUGGCAACGUAUAAAGUUUUAUGUUGUUUUGUACUGUGAAGCCAGUGGAGAUCGAAGCUGCCGUUACUUCUAAAUUGGGAUAAAGUCAAUUUCGACGUCCAAAUUCAAAUUCGUCUUUCUUACAGUACUUGCUGUCACAACGUUUAAAAUGGUGGUGUUUAACCGGAAUGUUUGGUUGAACCCUCAAAUCACCUCUUGCUAACCCAAACUGAGGAUCCCACAAACGAAGAAAAUGUAUCGACAACACCUGAAGAUCCUUAUAAACAGCCUGAAUUUCAUCAUCUAAUACCAAUCUCUAAAUUUAGUAGUCUCUCACCUCACGACUAUUCAACGUCGCAGCAUACGUUUUACGGUUUGUGAAAAACUAUAUCAAGAAAAAACAGAACGCACAGCAAUUGACAUACCAUAACGAAAUAAUCUCGCGUCGAAAAGGGCACAACUAGUACCUUUAGUACGCUAACUUCGUCUAUUCAAGAAUAAAUUUGGCCUUCUUCGCUCAAGUGGGAGAAUACACACCGCGCCGCUGGCAGAAUCAACGAAAUUCUCAAUAUUCUACCACGGAAAAAUGACCUCACGAAGCUCGUGAUUUUCGAAAUACACGUCCGCCAGUUGCACUCGGGUGUAAACGCAACACAGACGGCGCUACGUCAACGAUAUUGGAUUCGUGCCGGACGAUAACUCGUGAAGAAGAUCAUCAAUAUAAUCCACCAGAUCCACUACCAUUGCCGAAAGCAAGACUUCAACAGAUACGACCAUUUGAAAUCACAGGUGUUGAUUUGAUUUCAGUGAAGCAUUAUACAUAAAAGAAUCUGGGACAGGAAAUAAAGCAUGCCGCCACAAGAGCUGUACAUCUCGAGAUUGUUACGAACUUGUCGGUACCAACGUUUAUCCCAUACUUCCUCUUGUGCAGGAAAGACCAGGGUCUUUCUUUCUUUGUCUUUUUUUUUCUUUCUUUCUGCUGUGGCUGGUCACGCGCCACGCAGAUUUUGCGUCGUAAAAUGAAAUUUGUCUGUGGGUAGGGUGGUAGAGGUGUGUGUUUGUCGUGUUUGGAAAAUUGAAAAUUCCUCCACAAGAAGGAAGAGCCUGGGAACGAGGUUGCGUUUAUCCUUGCAUUCCGUAGAUUUGCUGCUCGGAGAGCACUACCCAAAUUAGUGAUGUCAUAUAAUGCUUUUACAUGCAGUACUUGUCCACAGCGGAAGAAAUUGUUUGAAUCACCGAUAUAGUGAAAGAGACACUCAAUAGACAGAAUGCAGAAUGGCAAUUCAUUCCAAAGAGAGCACCAUGGUAUGGCGGCUUUUACGAGAGAUUGAGAAGACUGACGAAAACAUGUUGGAGUAGCUUCAGUGAAUUUAGUAAUGCUACAAACCCUCGUUGUGUAGUCGAAGCCAUUUUAAACGACAGACCAUUGAUAUACGUGUGGGCAGACCAGCAACCACUUACACCAUCACAUCUCUUAUAUGUAUGGCAGAAGAAUAACAGCCCUACCGAACUUCGACGAAAAUGUGGAGAUCCAAAGAAUCGCCGAGAGAUUAGUGCUACUUCUACAAUACUUUGACCAACGUUGGGGAUAAGAGUACAGUAUCUAUAGAAUAGGAGACGUUGUACAAGUACAUGAUGAUAACUCUCGACCAACAUGGAGAUUAGCAGUGAUCGAAAGUUUAAUUCGAGGACGAGAUAACGACCCUUUACCUGAGUACAUAACACCAACUAAAUCUAUAUGUCAACCUAUCUAAAUCUAGAACUGUAUCAAUUUAGUCACCAGGAAAUUUGGUCAAAAAAAUUAUUUGUGUCAGUCACGCGAGUCAUUGUUUAGCACAUGGUUUAGCACAGCCAUUUCAUUACGACUGGCGUGACGAAGUCACACAAUUUUAGGGUUAAAGACGAUAAUCAUAUAUUGUAAGAGGACUCGGAUACAGUGACUCGGAUAUAGCGAUAUUUUUUUUAUAUAAACUUUAUUUAACUGUUUGCCCCAAAAGCCAUGCUUAUCGAGGGGGCUCACGUGUAAAAAAAAAGGAUAUAUAAAAUUAUUUACACCAAAUAACACACAAAUAAACAAACAAAAUAAGACAGUGUUACAGAAAAGACAAGAUACAUAAACGCACAAAGCAUUGCUAGGAUAAGCGACAAGUAUCCAAAAUAAAACAUAUUGGACAGCACCGAACAAUAAACGAUUUUCAUCAAAACUUAAUUGAACAGAACCGUUCAAUAAAAAUUCAAGUUUUCCAUUGUCGUUGCUCGUUAGCCAUACUUUUCCACAGACUUGUGCAGCAGAGGUAAGAAGGUAAGAAGUUCAUUACGUUGAGCAGCAAAACGAGGACAUAAUAAAAUGUAAUGUUUAACUGUUUCAUUUUUAUGGCAACAUAUAUACAUAAAGCCUUAAAGGAGAAUUACAACAAUUAAUUAUAUACAAAUAGUCAUUAAGCGCGCAAAAACCUAAUCUUAGUCUUGUAUGUAAAACAGAUGCCUUCCUCGUAAGAGAAAAAUUUAACCAUUUAUUAUAACAAAGCGGAUGAUAAAUCUUAUUUAUUUUCAACUUAAAGUUUGAAAGAGAAGUUGAAUUUCUGAUGUCAAUAUCAAGAGUAUUCCACAACGAAAUCGUGGAAGGAAAGAAUGAUUUCUUAAAUUUUUCAGUUCUACACUUAUAUUGACUAAUAUUAUGACCAGACCUUAACGGAAUAUAAGACCUUUCAUUAACCAAUUUUGGUAAAAGCUCAAGUAUAGAGGAGAAUAAUUAUAAACUAUCUUAUAAAAAUAAGAUAAUUUAUGAAUUUUUCUUCUAAUGCUCAACUCCUCCCAGGCCAGUUCUUGACGAAGACUAUUCGAACUAGUAGUACCUUUAAUGGCCCCAGUAACAACUCUAGCUGACUGAUACUGAACACUUUCAAGUAACUCACUAUUCCCGGCAGUACAAUUAUCCCAAAUAAUAUCGCCAUAUUCCAUUAUUGGCCGAAUAAAACUUUUGUAUAAACAAGCGAGAGUUGAUUUAUCAAUUUUGAACUUCAAUGGUUUUAACAUAUUUAAUCGUUGAGAUGCCUUUUCAUAAACUGAUAAAAUAUGAUUAUUCCAAUUAAGACAUAUUACUUUGAAAAGUCAAACCCAGAUGAAUGUGCGAGACGACUUCAUCAAUAGGACAGCCUCUCAUUGAAAGUACCGGAUGACAUUCUUUCUCUUUUUUGUUGGAAAAUGUCAUAGAUUUAGUUUGGAAAAUGUCAUAGAUUUAUUUUAUAGCGAUAUUUGUAUAUCGCUAUAUCCGAGUCGCUGUAUCCGAGUCCUCUUACAAUAUAUGAUUAUCGUUUUUAACCCUAAAAUUGUGUGACUUCGUCUUCGUCACGCCAGUCGUAAUGAAAUGACUGUGCUAAACCAUGUGCUAAACAAUGGGCUGACCUCCUACUCGAGCAAAGAGUAUACUCUGAAUCUAAAUUUAGUUUGAAGAUGACGGGCCUUCGCCUACGCAGAAGCCUUUACGGUUUUAAUGUAUUUACAGUAGUGUUUAGAUCAUAGAAAUAAUAGACAUGCAUAGAAUGCGUACUCCUAUCUUUUCUCAGUAAAAAUUUUGUCUCCACAAAAAGGCGGAUUUAUAAGGGCAUUUUGGCUAGUCCCAGACUCCUGCGGCAAGGAAUUUCGUGCGGUUGCAGGGAGUGCGGAUUUUUUUUCAACAAAGUUUUCAAAACUAACAAUAAUAUAGAGACUUGAAGUGGAAAAAAAGUUUUUUAAAAGAGAAAAACCCAUUCCAGUGGGGUUUUUACGAAAAGCAAUAGUUCUGAACAGAAUAUAUACAGAAUCGUCGUUUGAAAAUACAUUUUCAACGUUGUUGUGCAAGCUAAAACAUGUUUUUAUACGAAAGAUCCAGACAAACUCAAACUCAAUACUAAGGUAUUUUCUAAAAAUAUUUCAGCUGUUUUAUAAUAUAAAUGGUGUUUGGUAAUCUUUUUAAACUUUCGCACCUUACUACUUUUUUAUAUAUUUUUACGUUGCUUGAGCUUGAGGCAACGCUUUUGAAACCAUAGUUUUCAACGAUUAUUAGGGACCGUUUAUCGACAACUAAAUAUUUUUGUUUCAAGAACAUGAAAACACUUCGUUUUAUAGAUUGAAGAAAAACGAAACCCGACGAACUAUCAUUUCCUAGUUUAAUCAAAUAUUGGCAAAGCAGUUACUGCUCUGAACGAGCAGGCACAAAUUAUAUAAAAAUUAUAAAUUAUAUUUUAAUACGCGAAACUAGUUUGUUUUUCAAGACUGCACGAUUUUCACCUUUUUGUCAAUAACUGCACAUUUGCUUUGAGCCUUUAAAAUUUCAAAUAUAUCCCCAAACUACAAAUUAGACAACAAGACAAAGCGUUUUGACGAUGAAAACUUAGUUUUAGCUUUGUUUAUACUUUGUAGUUUGCACUCCUGCUCAAAUUCAACAUGGCGGAUUUAUAAGGGCAUUUUUGUUUUCAAUUUGGACACCGGUCACGUGACCAAGCACGCAUUCUAGGUCUAAUAUUUCUAUGAUUUAGAUCUAUAUUUAGUGGGCUCAGAGCGAGGUUUACAACAUCCCUUAGACCCUAAUGCAGAUUUGUAAGCGUGUUGCUUGAUUGGCUUGCUCAAGAAUCACAAAUAUACUGUUGUCUCCCUCAUUCUAUUUACAAAAUCGGUAUGUCGGUAAUCCCUCACGCGAUUUAUAUGGUCUAUGGAACUAUUUUCUGUGUUUUCAUGUGUUGUGGUAAAGGUUAAAAAACUGCUGAUUGCAUGCUCUUAGGAUAUUUUCUGUAUUGUCUUAACCCUCGUGGCUUCAAACACUUCCUACAUGAAUAUGGAAAAUUACAAAACUAGAAGACAAGUGGGAGUGGCUGCACACCCUCCCCGCUCACCUGUUAUACCGCUUUGCCAUUGAACACAACACUUUAAAAAGUAUUGAAUGAUCGAUUGCAUGAUUGAAUAAUUAAUUGAUUAAUUCAUUGCAUGAUUGAUUGACAGGUUGUGGCAACUCUAAACUGAGUGAAGAUCUGUAUGAUGUUGGCUAUCAUUCGUUGGUUAAUAUGGAUAUCUCUGAAGUAGUCAUUAAACAAAUGAAUGCAAGAAACAAUGCAAAACGUCCGGAAAUGCAGUUCAUGAAAAUGGAUUUGCUAGAUAUGAAAUUUGAUAGUGAAAGUUUCCAAGUUGUACUGGAUAAAGGAACGUUAGAUGCAAUUUUCACCAGUGAUGAUAAGAAGAUAGCUGAAAAUGUUGAGAAGAUGCUUGGGGAGAUUACACGAGUCCUGAAAGUUGGUGGCCGAUAUAUAUGUGUAUCUUUGGCUCAAGAGCAUAUCGUUAACAUGCUGCUGGAGUAUUUCCCAAAUUUGAGCUGGUUCAUUCGAGUUCACACAGUGGAAACACCGUCAAAUGCAUCUCCAUUGCCUGUAUUUGCAUUCGUGUUUACAAAAACUAGGCCAAAACCUGACAUAUCAAUAAUAAUGCCCCAGAUAUUGGAGAUAGUAACUGAUUCCUCUGAGAAAAUUACUAGAUUGGACAGUGUGGAAAAACUACAUCAAUCUAUUCAAGCAGUUCAAGAAUAUGCCUUAGUUAAGAAACAUUUGGAAACUCUUCAUCCAGGAGACGAUUUCCAGAUUGAUUUGUGGGCAGCUGAUAACACCACAGACCCUAGGUAUACUGUAACAAUUGUUGAUUUGAAACCUUCAAAGUCUCUUGCAGGAAAAUUUGCUAUUUUCAUUGUUCCCCAAGGCCGAGAACAUGAAUGGAUGUUUUCAAUCAAAGAAGGUCAGAAGCAACUAGCUAACUCGGCAAGUUUCGAGCGACUUGUCAUUGUAGCCCUUAAUAGAGGUCAUUCAUAUGAAAGUAUUAAUAAGAUUAAAGAGGAAUUAUCUGGUAAAGUUAUGGAAUUCGCCCAGAGUGGCGUUAAUUCAGCUUCCCAAGUACCUUUUCUCUCAAUCGGUGAUGAUGUUGGCCAUCGGAAGGUUGUCCAUCGUGGUAGUUCAACAUAUACUGGCGACUAUGUCAUUGAAGAUGUGGAAAUUGAUCGUGAUGAAAUGUUUCGUCAUCUGGUCUUUCUCUCCAAUAAGAGUGUUGUGCAGUCGGAAGCAAAGUUAUGUCAAGUUGUGAAGCAGGCACAAAGCAAGUCAAGUAAAAAGAAAAAGAAUGCUAAGAAGACCAAACCAUUGAAUGUUGACUUGUCGUACCUAGCAUGCCAACACCAUCAAGCAAUCGUAGCUGGUUUUGCUUUACUGGAGAAGAAUCAAAGUGAUGAUGUGCAACUACUUUUGAUUGGCCUCGGUGGUGGAAGCUUGCCAAUGUUCAUCUACACUCAUUUUCCUCGCAUUUAUACAACGGUAGCUGAACUUGAUCCAGAUAUUGUUGAUGUGGCGAAGAAUUGGUUUGGUUUUCAAGAAAGUGAAAGAAUGACGUUGAUUGUUGAUGAUGGUCUGGAAGUUUUGAAAGAAAACUCAAAGAACUAUGACAUAGUUGUUUUUGAUAUUGAUUCAAAAGAUACAUGCAAGGGUCUGAGUUGUCCUCCAGCUGUGUUUGUCGAUAAAGAAACUUUGAAAUGUGUGAAAGCGAUGUUGUUUCCUGGUGGAUUGUUCUUUCUGAAUCUUGUGUGUAGAGAUCAAGAGAGAAAUGAUGAAGUAAUAAAGUCUAUCCAUCAAAUGUUUCCUGCAGUUUGCAAAAUAGAUAUUGAAAAUGAAGUCAAUGAAGUCUUGAUCUGUAGUGAUUCAAAGAUGACAACAGAACUGUCCAAGGUCACAAAGGGUGGAAGAAAGUUGCAGGAACAGAUUGUAGCAGUAAGCCCGUCAUCAAAUGUUCAAUUGGCAUCUUUUCUGGAAAACCUAAAAUUAUUUAGCUAAACUACGUUUUCACUAUAAAGGUUUUCAAUUGCAUAACUUUACGUGCAUGAACAUUCAACUGAUUCAAUCAACUCUUUCUGAAAUUAAAGGACACGUAUAAUAACUGAGUCCGAGACUGAGCGUAUAGGCCCGUUACAUCUGCAAUUUUCUCGGUGAUUUCUACGGCGAUUUUCGGUUUUUAAUCUCCAAUGUAAAAACCCUACGAUUUUAACUGCAUGGUGAUACAACACUGCGAUUUGCAGCGAUUUUACCAUUUUAAAUUUUCAAUACCUCAUUCACGUUUACAAGCAAUACAAGGUCAAAGAUUUUUGUUCUAAUUAGGUAGUUUGUCGCUGUUUUCUUACAACUAACAAGUGAUUGGAUGUAGAAAAAAUUGCCGACUGCUCGUCUCCUUAAUUCUGUUUAUUCUAUACAAAUACAGCGUAAAGCUGCAAGAUUGAUGUCAUGCAAGAUGUGUCUGAAAUUAAAAACUAGACCUCUAGAGUGAAUAAAGCGUGAUUAUAAAACUGUAUUUAACUAGUAACUACCAUGGCCAUGCAUGCACUCCCGCACAAACGAAUAUAGAAAGUACAAAGACCAAAGUAUAAAACGCGGUAUUUAGUCUAGUAUUCUGACAUACUUUGCUUUUAUAUUGUUAUUGCGCUAUUUUUCUUUAUACUAUAUCGAAAGCAGUCAAUUUCCUUAUUCACAUAUGUUAUUGUUAGCUCACUGCAUAGUCUACAUUUUAUAUAGUAGAUUUACCUGCGGAUAUUGCUUUUAAAAACAGCGUGAAAUGAAGAAUUUUAAGUAUUUAUAUAUGUUUAUGCUGCUUGGCUUUGACUGCCUUCAUUGAAGCAAUGAAGAACAGUCUUAUGUUGUUCACAUUUUUGUGAAAAAUCGCAGCGAGUUGUCAUAAAUUUCGAGCACGAUUUAAAAAGUUGAACUAUAGUUGAAUCCAUCACGUCAGCCGCAGCAAAAAUUACAAAUGUGAACGGGCCUUCUACCGUCGAUAUACAGAUUACAGUACAUACUGAAUGAAGGUUGAAUGUGAUGUUGUUUCUGACUAGUUUUUUGAAACGUAUUAAAUUUUACAAUGCAGGAGGAACUGGGAAGCCAUACGGGGGAAAAUGGAAAAUGGGGAAAGUCGCAGUGUACGUCGUAGGGCCCUGAAAUUCGUAUCGCCGGCUUCCUACGGCUACACUCAAUCAAGAUCAAGCAUUGCAACACGAACACAGUUUCAAUACAUAUUUCUAGAGAACUACUUGACACUUGUUUAAUUAACUAGUUCUUUGUGAUUGCUAAAAAUUCACUUCCACCAGCUGCAAACCCUGCAACAAAAUAUAAAACAAUGUAUUUUAUAUUCAGAUACUUCUCAAAUAUCUUUCAUAACAAAGCUAUAUAUAGCG